AUGUCUGUGGUAGAAUUCUCUCAAUUAUUAGAAAACUCUAUUUUAAAUCCUGAUCAAAAUAUAAGAAUUCAAAGUGAGACUCAAUUAAAAAAAUUAUCAAAUGAUGAUUUUUUAACUUUUGCUCAAUUAUCCUCACAAAUUUUAAUAGAUGAAGACACAAAUAUUAAAGUAGAAUCAAAAAUUUUAUCAGCAUUAAAUUUUAAGAACGAAUUGUCUUCAAAAGAUUCAAUUAAAAAUCAACAAUUCAAGCAACGUUGGCUAACCAUUAUCGAUUCAAAUACAAGAUCACAAAUCAAAUCAGUCAUAAUAAACUCACUAUUCACAAAUGAAUCCCGUGUCUCUUCAGCAAUAGCCCAACUAAUAGCUGCUAUAGCGGAUAUCGAACUACCUGUAGGUGAAUGGCCAGACUUGUUGAAAAUUAUGGUGGAAAACACAAACCCUAAUAAACCUGAAAACGUCAAAAGAGCCUUCCUAUUGACUUUGGGUUAUAUUUGCGAAUCAGCAGAUCCAAAUAGUUCUGUAUUAGUUUCAAACUCAAAUGAUAUUUUAAUCUCUAUUGCUCAAGGUGCUCAAGCUUCAGAACCUUCAAAAAUCGUUAGAUUAACCGCUUUGAAUGCUUUGGCAGAUUCUUUAACUUUUAUCAAAAACAAUAUGGAUAGAGAAGGUGAGAGAAAUUAUUUGAUGCAGGUUGUUUGUGAAGCCACCCAAAGUGAUGACACUGACAUCCAAGCUGCUGCUUUCGGUUGUUUAUGUAAAAUAAUGUCUCAGUACUAUGCUUACAUGAAACAUUAUAUGGAACAGGCUCUAUACGCUUUAACCUUAUCAACAAUGAAAUCGACCAAUGAUAAAGUCGCUUCAAUGGCUGUAGAAUUCUGGUCCACAAUUUGUGAAGAAGAAAUUGAUAUUGCUUAUGAAUUAUCUCAAUUCCCUGAAUCUCCUUUCCAAAGCUUUAACUUUGCUUUGACCUCUUUGAAGGAAGUGGUUCCAAACUUGUUGUUAUUAUUAACCAGACAAAACGAAGACCCAGAUGAUGACGAUUGGAAUGUUUCAAUGUCAGCUGGUGCCUGUUUACAAUUGUUUGCUCAAAACUGUGGAAAUUACGUCUUAGAACCUGUUCUAGAAUUUGUCGAACAAAACAUAACAAAUAAUGAUUGGAGAUACCGUGAAGCAGCUGUGAUGGCUUUUGGUUCCAUUUUAGAUGGUCCUGACAGAGAACAAAGAAUCUAUUACGUUCAUCAAGCUUUACCUGCUAUUUUGACUUUAACUAGUGAUAAGGCAUUACCUGUUAAGGAAACUGCCGCAUGGUGUAUUGGUAGAAUUGCUGACUUAGUAAUUGAAUCAAUUGAUUCUCAAGCUCAUUUACCAGGUGUCAUUGAAGCAUGUUUAGUCGGUUUAAGCGACCAUUCUAAAGUUGCAGCAAAUUGUUCAUGGACUAUUAUUAAUCUUGUUGAGCAAUUGGCAGACCUACAACCAUCUCCAAUUUACAAUUACUACCAAGUAUUAGUUUAUGCUUUAAUUAAUGCUGCAAACGCAACUGACAAUGAAAAUAACGCCCGUACUUCUGCAUUCUCAGCUUUAGCCACUAUGGUAGAAUAUGCUACUGAUUCUGUAGCAGAAGUUUCUGCUUCUAUCUCAACUUUUAUUAUGGAUAAAUUAGGACAAACAAUGAAUGUAAAUGAAGAGCAAUUAAGUUUGGAAGAUAAACAAAGUUUACAAGAACUUCAAUCAAGCAUCUUAACUGUAUUGGCUGCUGUAAUUAGAAAAAGUCCAUCAAGUGUUGAAUCAGUAUCAGAUAUGCUAAUGGAUCUAUUCUUAAAAUUGUUAGACAAGAAAGAUUCUUCGUAUAUCGAUGAUGAUGUAUUUUAUGCAAUUUCUGCGUUGGCAUCUUCAUUAGGUAAGAAUUUCGAAAAGUAUUUGGAAACUUUCUCACCAUAUCUAGUCAAUGCGUUAAACCAAGUCGAUUCACAAGUAUCAAUCACUGCAGUUGGAUUUAUUUCUGAUAUUUCCAAUUCACUAGAAGAAGAUUUCAAAAAAUAUGCCUCCGCAUUUAUGAAUGUAUUGGGGCAAAUGAUUUCUUCCACAAAUGCUAGAAAGGACUUACAACCUGCAGUCUUAAGUGUGUUUGGUGAUAUUGCAGCUAAUAUCGGUACUGAUUUUGUUCCAUAUUUGAAUGAGGUUAUGACUCUAUGUGUAACAGCACAAAACAGCGAACCAGAAAACGGUACUUUAGAAGCUUUAGAUUAUCAUAUGAAGAUUUUAGAGUCUGUUUUAGAUGCCUACGUGGGUAUUGUUGCUGGCCUACAUAGCGACCAACAAUCUCUGUACCCAUUUGUUGGUACAAUCUUCCAAUUCUUGGCUAAGGUAGCUGAAGAACCGCAAUUAGCAGGUCAUGACUCUACAGCCAGAUCUGCUGUUGGUUUAAUUGGUGACAUCUCAUCCAUGUAUCCAGAUGGUUCUAUCAAGCAAUUCUUUACUCAAGAUUGGGUUACUGAGUUCGUUAAAAAGACUAGAACAAAUAAAACAUUUAGUCAAUCGACUAAAGAUACCGCAAGAUGGGCAAGAGAACAACAAAAACUUCAAUUAUCCUAUUGA
Messenger RNA from Vanderwaltozyma polyspora DSM 70294, 2592 nucleotides. It is a transcript of the gene KAP95, whose product is annotated as karyopherin beta. The transcript has a single exon. Gene Ontology annotation, cellular component: cytoplasm; nucleus. The coding region runs from base 1 to 2592 and encodes 863 amino acids. Gene Ontology annotation, biological process: protein import into nucleus. NCBI's taxonomy places the organism in Eukaryota, Fungi, Ascomycota, Saccharomycetes, Saccharomycetales, Saccharomycetaceae. The record is from RefSeq and is a predicted model, not a curated record. Gene Ontology annotation, molecular function: nuclear import signal receptor activity; small GTPase binding.